AGAUCACUGGAUCAGCGUUUCCAUGCAGAAGCUCUUAAACGAGAAGUCCCCUUUGUACAGAAGUUACCGACUGAAGGUUCUCCAUCCCAACUGGUGUCAACAGGUCAAGUUCAUCCCCCAGCUGAACCUGGUGGCCUCCUGCUCGGCCAUUGAGAAGUCCUCUCUGGUGCUGACAAUAUUGCCAUCCAAAGCCCAUGAGAACCCCAAGUUUUCAGUGCUGAACUUAAGAAGAGGGAUUCUUUGCUUUGAUUACUGUCCAGACAAGAACUUCCUGGUGACCGGUGGCUAUGACCCCCUCAUCCGCCUGUGGAACCCCUUCUUUUCAAAAAAGCCUGUGUGGCUGAUGAAGGGGCAUCAGACCUCGGUGACACACAUCCUUGUGAACAGCCAGAAUAGCAGCAUCCUCCUCAGCAUCUCCAAGGACAAGAAUAUCCGCGUGUGGGACAUGCAGGACUACAUAUGCCUCCAGUCCUUCUGCGGGAAGCUGUUUGCCCUGGGAAACUGCCCCAUCACCAGCGCCUACUUCCACGAGAGUGACAACACCCUCAUCUGCAGCACCUAUUCAAUUGGGAUCCUAAAAGGGUACUUGGAGACCCAGGGGCCUGGGAAGGCAGGGGAGAAGACCACGACCUACAGCACCCCGCUCUGCGCCAUCCUCUACAGCAAGCUCUUGAAGCAGGUGGUGAGCGGCUGCCUGAGCGGCGUGGUAAGCGUGUGGGAGAUGGAGACGGGCAGGAGGCUGAUGGAGUUCUCCGUGAUUGGGGACCAGUACGUGGAGCUGACCGCCAUGUCCCUGGAUGAGUCGGAGCGGUGCCUGCUCACAGGUUUGCGGGACGGAACUGUGAAGAUGUGGAACUACAGCACCGGCGAGUGCCUGCUGACCUUCCCCUACCCGGACCCACUGGAGAUUAGCGGGAUUAUCCAUAUGAACAAAGUGUUCUAUGUGACCGGGUGGAGUAAGAGAAUCACUUAUUUCACGUUCCACAAGACCAAGCCGGUGCUCCUGUGCUACCACUGGCAGACUUUCCACACGGAGGAUGUCCUGAGCAUGGCCAAGUACCAGAACCAGUUCCUUGGGACCUGCUCCUACAGCGGGGACAUCCUCUUCUGGAAUGUCAACAUGUUCAAGCCCAUCCUUAAUUUCAACGCCUCUGAGAGCCCCUUGCCCUUGACGCCCAGGAGGGCGGCUCACACCUUCCCCAUCGCUAUUACGCAUUACCGCUCUGGGCUCACUGGGCUCAUGGUGCAAGAAGCGGACGACUGCCUGGCCAAGAGCCACAGGCCUAGCAAACCCUGCGUGGAGCAGAAAUGGGCCCACAAGAGCCCCGUGCAGCCCCCGGGCCCCAGCGCCAGGACCAUGGCCAACGCCAACCUGAGGCGGACCCUGACGUCAGCGCCCCCGGUGAUGAGACGCCCCAGAGACAAGGAGCCAGACCGGCCUGCGCCCCAGCAGAUCAUCUUCCUGCAGACCAGACCUCGCCUGCCAAACACGGCCGCCCUGCUGAGCAGCUGCGUGGACGGCUACAUCUACGCCUGGUCCAUCCAUGGGAAUGGAGGCCUGCUGGGGAAGUUCCCUGUGGACUUGGAAGACAACGGGGACGUGAUUGUGGGCGCCAUGACCACUGACGAAAAUGACAGGAUCCUUGUCACAGGGGAUUGUAAAGGGCACAUCAAGAUCUGGGACAUCAAGGAUUACUGCACAUCCACUGACAAGCGGUCGUGCCAACAAAGUGGAACAAAAAAGUUCCGGUUCUUAAUUCCUAAAUGGUGCCAGACCAGCCUCCCAUACCACAUCCCCUUGAAGGAAAAGGAGGUUGUGGCUGGCCAGACCAUUUCCCUGGUCCCCCCCAAGCUUCUGAUUACCUGGAAGGGCCAUUUGGAUAGUGUGGCAGACAUCCUGUACGUGGACAGCUUCCAGCUGGUUCUCAGUGCUGGCCAGGACCGGGACGUCAAGGCUUGGAGACUCACCGGUGAUGCCAUUGGGACGUUCGGCCUGAAUGUUUGGAAAAGGCUGCCGGAUGCCCAGAUGGUUGGCGAUCAUGAACUAACAGAAACCUUAAAGGAGGAAGCUGACUCCAUCGAUGCCGCCCAGAAGACCUUCUGUUCAGAGCUGCGGGAGGAGCGGGAUCUUGCAGAGGCCCUGGUGCACCAGCGGCGGGAGCAGGUGGCACUCAUGGCGCUCCUGAAUGGAAAGGCGGACGCGGAGGCCGAGGCCUGGGCCAGGCUGCAGAAGAUAAGCCUGACAUCCCCGUGGGCUGGAGAGCGCUCCCCGGAAGACAUCGAGAACAGCUGGCGCGAGUGGGAGUCCGAGGGCAAGCAGGCGAGCAGAGUCGUGGGAGCUGCGUACAAGCCCAGGGAGCGGUCACGGAGCCCCGAGCUCCUGUCCACCAAAGUACCCUACAGCUGGAUGAAGCAACAGAUCUCAGCUCAGGUCUACCAAAGCCUGCACUUCAAAGAACUGGCGCCCAUCCAGCAGCCUGACUUCAUGAUGCGCAAGGCCCUAGACCAGCAGGGCCAGCUCAUCUCCCUGGCGACCCACGACAUCCAGAAGGACCUGGAUCCCGACAGGCAGACCACGCCCAACACUACAGCCAGCAUGCCCGCUGCCGUCCCCUCCCCGCACUCUUCACUUGCCUCGUCAGCCUCAGGCUCCGGCCUCCUGGAGUCCAGCUUGCUCCCCUGCCCUCGGUUCCAGUCCUCCCUUUCCUUGCUGCGGCCCCGGUCGGCCUCCGUGGCCCAGUCCUCCCCGACAGGCCUGUGCCACGUGUCCAGGUAUGCCCCACAGAGGUCGGCGACCGCCAUGCAUCUUGCCCCCUCUCUCAAGCAGCGCUCGAGGCAGCUGAAGGCCCCCCUUCUGUCCUCCGGGCAGAAGGGCUCCCACGUCAGGUUCUGA
Messenger RNA from Ceratotherium simum simum (southern white rhinoceros), 2893 nucleotides. Lineage: Eukaryota; Metazoa; Chordata; Mammalia; Perissodactyla; Rhinocerotidae. The record is from RefSeq and is a predicted model, not a curated record.